Messenger RNA from Eleginops maclovinus (Patagonian blennie), 3951 nucleotides. RefSeq names its product mucolipin-1-like. The record is from RefSeq and is a predicted model, not a curated record. NCBI's taxonomy places the organism in Eukaryota, Metazoa, Chordata, Actinopteri, Perciformes, Eleginopidae. The transcript has 13 exons. Bases 155 to 1873 code for a protein of 572 amino acids. Gene Ontology annotation, molecular function: NAADP-sensitive calcium-release channel activity. Gene Ontology annotation, cellular component: lysosomal membrane; plasma membrane.
AGGAAGCUGCGCUCUGUUUACCUCUCAGUGUUUCCAUUCACGACAGCAGCAUCCUUUUUGUUUGCAGAAUCAGACUCUGUUAAACAGUAUGAACCCUCUCAGGGCUGCUCAUUGAGCUGAUGAUGUCCUCCUCCUUCAUCAAAGACUGAUCAUCAUGGCGUCCUCCAGCUACAGCUGCAAACAGGACAGCUCCACAGAGAAGGACCGGCUCCUCUCCCAGUUUGCCGGCUAUGGGUCCCGGGACCUCCUUGAGGCCCCUCGCCCCUCCUCUCUACUGGGCUCCGAGUCCCCUCAGAAGCAGGAGGGAGAGGAGGAGGAGGAGGAGGAAGAGGAGGAGGAGGCGCUGAGGAGGAAGCUCAAGUACUUCUUCAUGAGCCCGUGUGACAAAUAUCACGCCAAGGGACGCAAGCCGUUCAAAUUGGGCCUGCAGCUGCUGAAGAUCAUCAUCGUCACCGUGCAGCUGGUGCUGUUUGGACUGAGUAACCAGAUGGUGGUGACGUUUAAGGAGGAGAACACGGCGGCGUUCAAACACCUUUUCCUGAAGGGUUAUCAGGACGGAGCUGCUCAGGCCGUCCACACGCAGACGGAGCUGUACAGCCGCAUUCACUAUGUUGUCGAGCAGUACAUGGCUCUCCCUGAGAUCUCACUUGGGCAGUAUGCAUAUGUUAUGGGCACCGGGGAAAAUGGAAGUGCGCUCUCCCUCUGCCAGAGGUUCUACAGGAAGGGAACCAUCGACCCAUCCAACGACACCUUCGACAUCGAUCCCAAUGUGGACACCGAAUGUAUUGGACUGAAUCCACUGACCAGUAGAGGAAACAUUGACUACAGGAAUUUCACUCUCAAGUUUUACAAGCUGAUCAAUGUCACAAUUGACUUCCAGCUGAAGGCCAUCAACAUUCAGACCAUAAUAAACAAUGAAAUCCCCGACUGCUACACCUUUGCUAUCACGAUCAUCAUGGAUAACAAGGCUCACAGCGGCAAAGUGAAGAUCCACCUGCAGAACGAGGCGUCCAUCAAGGAAUGCAGAGACCCCAACGUGUCCGGACACGCGGAGAGUUACGCUCUGGAGUUUUUCGACGUGUUGGUGGCCUUCGUGUGUCUGCUGUCCCUUUUGCUGUGCGGACGCUCCGUCCUCAGAGGCAUCCUGCUGCAACACGAGUACGUGCAGUUCUUCAAACACAGACUGAUCCGCAGUGUGAGCUGGGGAGACCGGAUGGAGUUCAUCAACGGCUGGUACCUCCUCCUCAUCAUCAGCGACACCUUCAUCAUCAUCGGCAGUUUCAUCAAAAUCAGCAUCGAGUCCAAGAACUCAUCCUCGUACGACAUGUGUGGGAUCCUGCUGGGAACCUCCACUCUGCUGGUGUGGGUUGGAGUCAUCCGCUACUUCAGCUUCUUCCAGAAAUACAAUAUCCUGAUCGUGACUCUCAGAGCUGCGUUUCCUAACGUUAUCCGCUUCUGUUGCUGUGCAGCAGCCAUCUAUAUGGGCUACUGCUUCUGUGGAUGGAUUGUGCUGGGGCCCUAUCAUGCCAAGUUCCGCUCCCUGUCCACGGUGUCAGAGUGCCUCUUCUCUCUGAUCAACGGAGACGACAUGUUUGUGACGUUCGCUGCGACGGAGCAGAGCGGCACUCUGGUGUGGAUCUUCAGCCAGGUCUACCUCUACACUUUCAUCUCGCUCUUCAUCUACAUGGUGCUGUCGCUCUUCAUUGCUCUCAUCACCGGAGCCUACGACACCAUCAUGGCUCAGACGAAGGAGCAGGUCCGAGUCUCCGCUCUGCACGAGUUCAUCGCAGAGUGCACCGACACGCCAUGCUCCGGGAAGUUCCGCGGACCCGAAGGACCUUCAUGCUCCUUCCUCUGCUGCUGCGAGUGGUGAGGAGGAGGAGGAGGAGGUACAAAGUGAGUAAGCAGUGUGUGUGUGUGUCUCUCUCUCUCUCUUAAAAGCACUAUAUUUCCAGUGACAGCUUCAAACACCCAGCAGGGACUCUGAAUGCUUCCAUAGAGAGGAUAUCUUGACCUUGAACACUCUGUCCUCUGCUGUCUGAAUUUUUUUAGCAUUUAGAUUUGUCCAGGAACGCCUGAACGCACCCCAAAAGCCCAAUUACCUGCUCGGGCUUUUGUACUGUAUGAAUAAUGUAUGGUCUCUUUGUGAAAUGUCAGUUUGUCAGAGCUUUGAUGACUACAAGAAUAAUGCCAGUAAACAUAUUUGUCGCUGUAGAGUGGAGGCACACCUUCACUCCAACACACAUCAUCCUUUCAGUGUUCACACGCCUCUUGAAUAUUUAAAUAUGUGUUCAAAUUUUCAUAGGGAUUAUUAACCGCUGUGAUUUUAGCCUCUCCAACGAUUUCAGUUUCAAGGUUGUUCCUCCACUCCUCUUUUUUUAAAUUAUUUGCUCUAUUCACGUCCUCCUCUGGCUGGAGGAAGAGGAUGGUUUCUCGAGGAAGGACUAGUUAUCAUCAACAUGUAUGAAGUGUUAUUGCUGUAAAGAGCCAGGUGACUAAGCACUGAGACACUCUUUAGUGCUGCGUUCAAGGCUGCAAAAUAAUAUUCCUUUAGAAAAUCUGCAUUUAAACAGAUUGUCAGUGAGCUGCACAUCGAGAGUUGAGGGUUUCAAUUAUUUAAAGCUCUUGUUCUGUCUAUUUAAAUAUAAAGAAGUUGUUAAACCUUGUUUAAAAAACAGCUUUUGAUAGUGUGCAGGAAAUGUAUCGAAACAAAAUGUGUUUUUCUGCAGCUGCCUUGUCACUUUUAACCAAUGCUCGAGUAGUUUAAAGGGAAACUUCAUUCACAACAAGACCAUUUCUAUAUCCAUUUCUCUCACAGUUUGCUCCACAAUGAACAAUGAAUCCAAAAUACUUAGACAUUUCUUGGUUCAGUGAAGAAAAUGCAUUUAAAAACAGGAAAAUGAUAUCAAAACAUCCAUCUGUGGAGUUUAAUCCCCGUAGUAUUUAUCUAUUCCUAUGCUCGUUACUUAAGAAAUACAUAAUUUCUGUCUAGAAUAUUACUAUUUAAAACCCCUCCGCAUAAACCGACCAGACUUGCUGAGUCAUGCUACGCCUCCUUCUAGAGGUUUUAAUCAAAAGUCAUGUGUUUGUGAAGAGGUUUGCAUACAAAGUCAACUGUUUUAAUAGUUUUACUGUAAAAUCAGCCUCGUUUUAGAUCGAUUAAUUAAGAUGUAUUUGGAUUAUUUGUUCAUCUUGGAGCAAUCGAAGAAAAGCAACCUUUUUUGUUAGAUUUCAAGGUAAUGAAUUGAUAGAUAAUGAUCAUUUUGUCGGUGAAAUAUCCCCUUUAGUCAAUUUUUUACCAAGUAUGUGUUUAGGCUUUGUAGGGUGAAGCUAUGGCAUGUUAGGAGUGAUAUUUUACAUAAUGUGUCAGACUUCCCUGACCUUGAAGCCAGUUUGAAAGCUUAAUAGCUUUUUACAUUUUCAGUAAAUGAAAAAGGGUAUUUCUGCAAACCAGCAAUUCUUCAUUGAACCUUUUUUAAAGAACUAAUAAUAUUCAGAAUAUCCUCUAACACGAGCAGACUGAUUUGAUUCACGCACAUGAAGGGUGCUGUUUAAUGGAAGAAGGGACUUUCGCUGCGCAACAUUUCAGGACUGAAGGGCACUUUUGAAUUGUUAUGGAUGUAACUUAUAUGAAUGAAUUUUGUUUACAAUCACAACAGCUGUUUACGCUUUAUGAAUAUUAAUCAACGUUUACUUAUUUGCACCUUAUUAAAGCUGAUUGACUUGAUUAAAAUGUCACUCUGAUUUUAGGUUAACAGUGUUUUAUUUAAAGUAUUUUCCUAUAUGCUGUCUUAAUUAUUUUUUACUGUUAUUAUUUUAGUAUUAGUUUCUGUAUGGAAGGCAUUUUUUAACGAUCAUUUUUAUUAAUGAUUUCCCGUAAAGCUGUUGCCAUCGGAAUGAAAAUCCAUUUCAUGUUAAAUAAACUGGAAAGACUCCAACAUUGUGUCAAAA